Molecule: messenger RNA, 1125 nt
Organism: Drosophila serrata
Lineage: Eukaryota; Metazoa; Arthropoda; Insecta; Diptera; Drosophilidae
Product: putative gustatory receptor 58b
Biological process (GO): sensory perception of taste
Cellular component (GO): membrane
Source: RefSeq, a predicted model, not a curated record
AUGUUGCACCCGAAACUGUGUCGCGUGCUGAACGUUGUCCACUGCCACGCCGUGCUCUUCGGCCUGAUGUGCACCACUCUGAGAAUACGUUCGUACAGGAGAACCGUCCGCUUGGAGAAGUUCUCCUGGAUUUACCCGAUCUACAGUGUGGUUAUUGGGACCUGCCUGUUCCUGAACAUCUACUUCAUGUUCCCCCAGGCCAUUCUGGAUGGUUACAUCAAGUACAACAUCGUCCUCCAGUGGAACUCUUUUGUGCAGAUUGGCCUGCAAGUGAUGGCUAUUAUUGGCAGCUACGGAACCAUUUUGCUAAAGCGCCGGAAUAUCAUAGAGUUCUGCAAGGUAUCGCUGAUUUAUUGGAAGAAGUAUGCGAAAAUAACGAAGAUUACAGUGAAUAAGGAUGAACUCAGAGAGUUGCAACUAUCGCUGGCCGCGAUAAUGUGGCAAAUAGUGUUUGUUUUAUAUUCGUACUUCUUCUUCUCUGCGGUGGUUCAGUACCAACUGCUGGGUGUCAUUAGCCACUAUAGUUUAAUAGCCUUGACUGCGAGGCUCUCCCAUUCGCUACACUUUGUGGCUGUUAAAAUGUUCUUCUAUGGAGUUCUCAUACUGCUAGAUCACCAAUUUGGGGUAAUCAGACUGGCACUAACAGCCCUGCAUAAGGAGAGCAGCAAAAGGAAAUGGAAAACCCUGCACUCAAUAGCCGCAAUGCACUUGGAAACCCUUCAGCUGGCCAAGACUGUAUUCAAGCUUUACGAUAUAGCCAAUGCCACAUUGUUCCUGAAUAUGUUUAUGACCACCAUGAAUAUCCUGUACCACGCUGUCCAGUAUGGCAAUAGAAGCAUCAAGUCCGAUGGUUGGGGCAUCAUUUGCGGCAACGGAUUGGUUGUCUUUAACGUCUGGGGAACAUUUAUCCUGUUCAACAUGGUGGACAGAGUGGUGAGCUCCUGCAACAAUGUGGGUCAGCAGCUUAAGGAGUUCAGCGAUCUUCCCAAGGUUAGCGGACGAUUUCAGAGGGAGCUGGAUGACUUUUCAAUGCAGUUACGACGCAAUCCCUUGCUAUACAAAAUCUGCGGAGUUGUGGAACUGGACAAGCCAGCUGGCCUCAGUUAUAUAGGCUCGAAAAAUUAA